Messenger RNA from Lachnellula hyalina, 1269 nucleotides. RefSeq names its product putative peptidase (gene YMR114C). The coding region runs from base 1 to 1269 and encodes 422 amino acids. Lineage: Eukaryota; Fungi; Ascomycota; Leotiomycetes; Helotiales; Lachnaceae. Gene Ontology annotation, biological process: DNA damage response. The record is from RefSeq and is a predicted model, not a curated record. Gene Ontology annotation, molecular function: single-stranded DNA binding. The transcript has 3 exons.
AUGUGUGGCCGCUACGCCCUCGCACUGCGCCCUGCGCAAGUCCGCGCAUAUCUCGAAAACGCACACAUGCCCGUCUACGAAGCCCCCGCAGAUGACGAUGACGAAGGGGGGCCUCGACAAAGCUACAAUUUCGCACCGGGUUACCACGGUCUCGUAUAUCGCGCUGAUACACCGGAUUGGGGUGCUGGACCGAGAGUGCAUGGGAAGAGUGGUAGUGGUACUGCGGGCGAUGCGGAGCCUGAGGAUGAGGUUGUUGACGAUGAACCGGAGCCAGCAGGGGAUGAGGAGGUUAGAUAUAAGCUGCAAUCUAUGAAGUGGGGUCUUAUUCCCUUCUGGACGAAACGCAAUCCGGACUACGGGUCUCUAAUGAAGACGAUUAACUGCCGCGAUGAUAGUCUGAAGGAGAAUAAGGGCAUGUGGAAUACGAUGAAGCAGCGUAAGAGAUGUGUGGUUGUGGCGCAAGGGUUCUAUGAGUGGUUGAAGAAGGGCAGGGAGAAAGUUCCGCAUUUUGUGAAGAGGAAGGAUGGCCAGCUGAUGUGUUUUGCCGGGUUGUGGGAUUGUGUGCAGUAUGAAGGGUCGGAGGAGAAGGCUUACACGUUCACGAUUAUUACUACCGAUUCCAACAAGCAGCUAAAGUUCCUCCAUGAUCGCAUGCCUGUUAUUCUGGAGAAUGGCUCGGAAAAUAUACGGACUUGGCUUGAUCCGAAACGAUACUCAUGGUCCAAAGAGCUACAAAGUCUACUGGUCCCAUAUCAGGGGGAGUUGGAGGUCUAUCCUGUGAGCAAGGAUGUUGGUAAAGUUGGGAAUAAUUCUCCUAAUUUCAUCAUCCCUGUUGCGAGCAGCGAGAAUAAGUCUAACAUUGCAAACUUCUUCGCAAAGCCAGCGACAAAGGGCGAUACCCAGGCCACUACAACACUAACGUCCUCAAAUAUGGAACAUACGAAGAACGAAGAUAUGAACAUGGAAGAAAUUAAGCACGAGCCUGGUGAAGAUCGCAAGACUAUCGACCACGAUGGCACUGAAGACAAUGCACCACUUCCAAUCCCUAAACAAGAAUCCAAGACGAGCAUCAAACGGGAACUCUCAGACGAAGCAGCUGAAGAGCCGCCUAAGAAAGUCCCCAAAACAUUCGCCAGUCCGGCGAAAGCCUCACCGCAAAAACCGGCUGGCAGGAGUCGAAGUGCUACAAGCAAUAAUACUGCAAGUCCAUCCAAGUCUACGGGCAAGGAUAAGGGCAGUCAGAAGAUAACGAGUUUCUUUAGAAAGUAA